Molecule: messenger RNA, 1132 nt
Organism: Cephus cinctus (wheat stem sawfly)
Lineage: Eukaryota; Metazoa; Arthropoda; Insecta; Hymenoptera; Cephidae
Product: multidrug resistance protein 1
Exons: 5
Biological process (GO): transmembrane transport
Cellular component (GO): membrane
Molecular function (GO): ATP binding; ABC-type transporter activity
Source: RefSeq, a predicted model, not a curated record
GCUAGUAAAUAAGUGAGGAUCGGACACGAACGGCAUAAAAAUUGCUGUAAGAAUGAAGAAUUCACUCAAAUUUAAGUUGAAUAUAUCUAAUAUCCUAGAUGCUCCAUCGCAACUUUAUGCGGAACCAGUGCAAAUUACAAAUUUUAAACGUCAGGAAUAUGAUGAUGACGUCAGUGAAAAUGGAAAACUUGGAACUACCAAGAAUGAACCAGGCGUGCCACCUCUCUCUUAUUUUGAAUUGUUCAAAUAUUCUACCUGCCUAGAUAAAAUAGUUAUGUGCAUCAGUCUUCUCUGUGCGGUUGGUUCUGGAUUAUGCACACCGGCAAAUAUAUAUUCAUAUGGAACACUGGUUGGAGAUAUGAUCUCCAGUGCGAAAGAAGCUGAUACUGAAUCAGCGAUAAAUGGUACAGAGUCAGCGACAAUGAAUAUUUUGGAUUCCGUAGAGACAUUCGCCAUUCUGAAUUCACUUAUCAGUGUUGCCAUGUUGGUCUUCAGUUACAUCAGUAUAAUGACAUUAAAGUACACUGCUCAAAAACAAGCCUAUCACGUACGAUCGUUGUACCUGAAUUCAGCGUUGCAUCAGGACAUAACUUGGUACGAUUCGAUGCGAAGUGGUGAAGUAGCAAGUAGAUUGACAGAAGACGUAAUGCAAUUCGAGGAAGGAGUUGGCGACAAAUUGUCAAUGUUUGUUCACAACAUGACAGCAUUUAUCGCAUGCACUGUGUUGGCAUUUUUUAAAGGUUGGAAACUCGCCCUUGUCUGUAUAAUAUCACUACCCGUUACAACAUUGAUUCUCAUUGGAGUAACUGAAAUCUUAUCGAGACUUACUCGAAAAGAAACAGAAAUUUAUGCUCAGGCUGGAAAUAUCGCGGAAGAAGUCAUAUCGUCUAUACGCACGGUUUUUGCUUUCGAUGGUCAGCAAUUAGAAGUUGACAGAUACAAAAGCAACCUUCAGUCGACUUUUAGAAAUAACAUUAAAAAAUGUUUUUGCAAUGGACUUGGAUUUGGUCUACUUUCGUUGGCUAUUUAUAGUAAUUAUGCUCUCUCCUUCUGGUAUGGUGUUACUCUUAUCAUUGAAGACAUGGAUCUUCCAGCGGGUGAACAAACAUACACGGCAGCAGUGAUGAUAACG